Messenger RNA from Aplosporella prunicola CBS 121167, 1400 nucleotides. RefSeq lists its product as uncharacterized. Bases 8 to 946 code for a protein of 312 amino acids. The transcript has 3 exons. NCBI's taxonomy places the organism in Eukaryota, Fungi, Ascomycota, Dothideomycetes, Botryosphaeriales, Aplosporellaceae. Gene Ontology annotation, molecular function: oxidoreductase activity, acting on the CH-OH group of donors, NAD or NADP as acceptor. The record is from RefSeq and is a predicted model, not a curated record.
CUUCGAGAUGCCUCCCCGCGCACCUCAAUCCCUCCAGCAGCUCCGCCUCCGGACCCUGCGCAUCCCUAGACCCUUGUCCGCAGUGCGUCACCAAGUUCGGCACCGUCAUCACCACCAACACCAACACGGCCGUUCCCUCCGCGGCCUCCGCUGCCUCGUGACUGGCGGCUCGCGCGGCAUCGGCAAAGCAAUCGCGACGCAGUUGGCCGCGCACUCGGCCCAAGUGACGCUGGUGGGGCGCUCAGAGGAGCGUUUGCGCGCCGCGCUGCGCGACCUGCCAGAGGAAGCGGGGGCGGGGCAGCUGCAGCAGCACGGCUUCGUUGCUGGCGACAUCAGCACCAAAGGCUUCUGGGAGUUUCUUGUGCGCUCGCUGCACCUAUGCGAGACGACUGGCGGUGAGAGGGCCCCGUUUGCGCCCGGUGUCGACGUGCUCGUCAACGCUGCCGGCAUCACGCAGAAUGCGCUGCUGAUGCGCCAGAGCGCCGUUGCUAUUGAAAACAUUGUGCAGACCAACCUGAUGGGAACCCUGUGGGCGUGUAAGCUUAUGGCCAAGCCGAUGUUGGGCCAACAUGCCAAAAGCAAAAAGGAAGAACCCGACAGAAUUGGUCCGUCGAUCAUUAAUGUGUCCAGCUUGUUGGCCAUCCAGGGUGGUGUGGGGUCUGCGGCUUAUGCGACUUCCAAGUCGGGCGUCCUAGGUCUCACUCGCGCCCUGGCAGGUGAACUGGGCCCUUUGGGCAUCAGAGUCAACGCUAUUCUUCCCGGGUACAUUGAAACCGACAUGACAGCAGCCAUGCAACCUGCUGCGCGUGAGAAGGCGUUGGAGCGUAUCCCGCUCAAGCGCUUCGGUGAUGUGGCCGAGAUCGCCGAUGCUGCCAUUUUCCUCGCCACUAACCAGUACGCAAACAACUGCAUCCUCAACCUCGAUGGAGGCAUGAGCGCAGUUUAGCUGCUUCUGUCUGAGAACGUCAAAGCAGAUGGUAUAUUCGAAUUCUCUAGCUGUUCUCUGCUUGUCAACGCCCCGAUUUGCCUGAUCACAGUCUCUGCUGCCCAGUACCGGUAUCCAAUCCGUGUGUACAAAUAUGUUUGCUGUGACUGCCGCCACUCUGCUGCGUUGUUGAUCGUCGUCCCACAGAGUGGCGGAGAGAUCAGAUCUAGGACGUCGUAGACAGAUCCGCAGAUCGCUCGAAGAGUGGAUGCAUCAAGAAUUUGAGCCGGGCUGAUAUCCAUUGACUUUCAAAAUGGACAGGAAAAUGGUAUGGCGAUUGGCAGCAUAAGACAGCUGGAGAAUAUACCGUGGUAACCUAGUAGUUUUUGAUGCAUGAGAGGCAAAUAUUACCACCAGUACAGACCGCUACUGUUUAUAACGCUACACUCUUUACAAUGGCCACGAACAACGUAGC